This is a messenger RNA of Cyphellophora europaea CBS 101466, 837 nucleotides long. RefSeq lists its product as uncharacterized. Lineage: Eukaryota; Fungi; Ascomycota; Eurotiomycetes; Chaetothyriales; Cyphellophoraceae. The record is from RefSeq and is a predicted model, not a curated record. The transcript is spliced from 2 exons. The coding region runs from base 1 to 837 and encodes 278 amino acids.
AUGUGCUUCGCUGAGAUCUACAUGAAUCAAUUCUCCGGCUGUGUCGACGAGAGCUGUGAUGCUAAAGAACGUACCCAGGCUUACGGCUGGUUCGUCGAUGCUUGUCGCCCCUACGAAGCUCCCAUGACCGGACCGUACGCCUCUGCUACCUCUGUCCUAGCCACUGCCACUGUUGAGAGUACCAGUGCAGUCAACGACACCACUCUGCCUGAGCAUACCGAGACCACCGUCACCGAGGUUGCUUCUGUCAUGACCACUGAGACUGUCGGCGGCUCUAGCACGACCUCUCCGACCGAUGCAACCUCUAGCACAUUCGCUGUCUCCCAGACUACCCCACCCGCCAACACUAGUGCUGUUGAUCCAUCCUCCAUGUCUGCCAACGUUAGUGUUGUGGCCCCCUCGUCUAUGUCUGCCAACAUCAGCAUCGACUUGAGUGUCACUUCUAUGCUGUCGAUCAGCAUUCCGACUACUCCACAUAUUGUGUCGAACAACUCUCUCAUGUCUCCGAUCACGAGUGUCCCUGCCAACGUCACUGCGAGUCCUGCCGGUUAUUACAUCACCGGUAUCAACGCUACCCAUACUCACACUCAUGGCUCGGAGAGCAUCAGCAGCACAGCUCCAACUCUAUCGGAUCCUUCUCACGAGAGCACUUCCCAUCUCACUUCCUCGGCUUCCACCGCAACUCCCACGGCGAGUGCUGUGCCUGAGAAUCCCAACAAUAGUGCUCCAGCUGCGGCUGCUACCACCACCGCCAGCAGUGCCGAGGAUGUCAAGACUCAAUCCAAGCUUGCUCUUGCAGCUUUGGUCUUUGUUGGCUGUGUCAUGUCUGGCUUGUGA